Messenger RNA from Penicillium chermesinum, 864 nucleotides. Its product is annotated as ankyrin repeat domain-containing protein. The record is from RefSeq and is a predicted model, not a curated record. The transcript is spliced from 2 exons. Bases 1 to 864 code for a protein of 287 amino acids. Gene Ontology annotation, molecular function: protein binding. Lineage: Eukaryota; Fungi; Ascomycota; Eurotiomycetes; Eurotiales; Aspergillaceae.
AUGUCUACAACUUCUCCCAAAGAAGAGCACCAGAGCAGCUGGCCUCUUGUUCCGCGUCAAACAUCUCCGGAGAUAAUCGGGGAAAUGGAGGCUGCCUGCGAGGUAGGCGACUUUGCGAGAUUCAAGUCAACUUUCGACACCUGGACUUCUCUUAAGCUGGAUAUACAUGAACUUGACUCCGUGAUGAUCCAGGCUGUCAGAUGGGAUCGGAAGGAUGUUGUCGCUGAAUUUUUGCAACAUGGGUUGCCAGUGAGCCAAGACUACGCUCUAGAAGCGAUAGGACAUGGAUCAAAGGAGGUUCUUAACACCCUGCUGCAACGUGGAUGGGAUAUUAAUCAACCCACGAGCGAAUUGAGGCCUCCUGCGCUCGGUUAUGCCGUUGACGACGAGGAUAUGACUCUGUGGCUUCUUGAUCACGGAGCCGACCCAAAUAAGCAGUGUUCCAUUGAUCUUACACCAUUGUCCUACGCGGUAGAACAAGCCUCCCUGUCCAUCGUCAAACUGCUUCUGGAUCGUGGAGGAGAUGUUCACAAAGGGCAACUUCUUCACCAUGCUGUUGAACGUCAAACGGAUAUCAUCGAGGUGCUGGGUAUACUGCUCGAGAGAGGAGCUCCUUUGAAUUCAAAGAUGUACGAAAAUCACUAUCCUUCAUGGAGACUAUACUACUUUAUGGGCUUGGGAACCGCUUUACAUAAAGCGGCGGAGCUGGGAAAGGCGGAUGUUGUGCGCUAUCUAGUCGACCAAGGCGCGGACGUUGGUAUCAAAGACGCCACGAACCGGAGUGCGAUGGACUGGGCUGCAUUGAACAACCAUCAAGAGAUCGUGGAGCUGCUUCAGUCAGUGGAGAGAAGACACCAUCUAUGA